UGGCUGCCAGUGCUGGGGGCAGGACAUGAGCCGCUACCUUCUACCGCUGUCCGCGCUGGGCACUGUGGUGGGGGGCGCCGUGCUGCUCAGGGACUAUGUCGCCGGUGGGUCUUGCCCCAGCAAGGCCACCAUACCUGGGAAGACGGUCAUUGUGACAGGUGCCAACACAGGCAUUGGGAAGCAAACUGCCCUGGAACUGGCCAAAAGAGGAGGCAACAUCAUUCUGGCCUGUCGAGACAUGGAGAAGUGUGAGGCGGCAGCAAAGGAUAUUCGUAGGGAGACCCUCAAUCACCAGGUCGAUGCCUGGCACCUGGACCUGGCAUCCCUUAAGUCCAUCCGAGAGUUUGCAGCGAAGGUCAUUGAAGAGAAGGAGCGAGUGGACGUUCUGAUCAACAACGCAGCCGUGAUGCGGUGCCCCCACUGGACCACUGAGGAUGGCUUUGAGAUGCAGUUUGGUGUGAAUUAUUUGGGUCACUUUCUCUUGACGAACUUACUGCUGGACAAGCUGAAAGCCUCAGCCCCAUCACGGAUCAUAAACCUCUCAUCCCUGGCUCAUAUUGCUGGACAUAUAGACUUCGAUGACUUGAACUGGCAGAAGAGGAAGUAUGACACCAAGGCGGCCUACUGCCAGAGCAAGCUGGCUGCGGUGCUUUUCACCAGGGAGCUGAGCCGGCGGCUGCAAGGCUCUGGUGUGACUGUCAAUGCCCUGCACCCUGGUGUGGCCCGCACAGAGCUGGGCAGGCACACGGGUAUGCACAGCUCUGCCUUCUCCAGCUUCACACUUGGGCCCAUUUUCUGGCUUCUGGUCAAGACUCCCCAGCUGGCGGCCCAGCCCUGUACCUACCUGGCUGUGGCGGAGGAAUUGGAGGGAGUUUCUGGAAAGUACUUCGAUGGACUCAAAGAGAAGGCCCCGGCCCCCGAGGCUGAGGAUGAGGAAGUAGCCCGGAGGCUGUGGGCUGAAAGUGCCCGCAUGGUGGGCUUGGAGAUGGCUCAUGGGUCCUCUGUGAAGACACAGCCCCUCCCAGGAUCACCUGUGGCACAGGUUUGAAAGCCAUGUGCGAACUGCGCCCCCCCACCAGCUGCCACACUCACAGCAUCCUCUAGAGGGCAGAGUUGGCUUCACUUCCCUGCCAGCUGUGGUGCGCUGGGCUGGAGGUGGAUGUGGCAUGGGCAGCUGGCACCAUGUACCCUGCUGUCCCCCAGGCAUGGGAAUCUGGAUAAGCCAAGGCUAGAGUUGGUACCCUCUGGUUAUGGGCAGUGUGAGAGCGCCAGGUGGUUGAGGUGGGGCCCAUGGCCUCCUGUGAAGAGUGUGGCCAGGUGUCUGCCAGGCAGGUGGUGUUCCGGGUUCCCUGUGGGCCCCGUCUGCUCUCAGGCCAUGGCCUCUCCUGUGGUAAGGUGCUCACAGGAACAACCUCAAGGGGUCACGUGGUGAUUGGAGCUGUUGCCUGGCCAGUGGGUGCCACUGAACAUUCCCUGCUGGCGAGUGUUAGAUGAGCCUUUCCGUGUGCUGGACCCUGGUGACCUUGCAGAUAGUCCACACAGACCCUACCUCAUUACCGUUGAGUUUGUGCUUCCUAAUGGCCUGGAGUGAAGGUCCAGCAGCUGCUGGUGGGACCCAGGAGUGCCUGGGUUGACAACCUUCCUUUCAAUCCUAUGGUGGCUUACACCACAGACUCUCGGAAUCACUCUUAACAGCAACAAUAAUA
Otolemur garnettii (small-eared galago) is the source of this 1706-nucleotide messenger RNA. It is a transcript of the gene RDH13, whose product is annotated as retinol dehydrogenase 13. The record is from RefSeq and is a predicted model, not a curated record. Bases 26 to 1048 code for a protein of 340 amino acids. Gene Ontology annotation, molecular function: oxidoreductase activity. The transcript has 7 exons. NCBI's taxonomy places the organism in Eukaryota, Metazoa, Chordata, Mammalia, Primates, Galagidae.